Messenger RNA from Solea senegalensis (Senegalese sole), 2773 nucleotides. RefSeq names its product putative E3 ubiquitin-protein ligase UBR7. The record is from RefSeq and is a predicted model, not a curated record. Bases 1024 to 2244 code for a protein of 406 amino acids. Gene Ontology annotation, cellular component: cytoplasm. NCBI's taxonomy places the organism in Eukaryota, Metazoa, Chordata, Actinopteri, Pleuronectiformes, Soleidae. The transcript has 12 exons. Gene Ontology annotation, molecular function: ubiquitin protein ligase activity; zinc ion binding.
CUACAGUGAUAAUUAACUGUAGCUGCAGUUGGUUCAGUUUGCUGGUCUAUCUGACCGUGGUUUGGUUUCAACAGAAUCCCUCAUUUUUCCACUUCUUAAUCAGCGUUUGAACACUGCUCAAUUCCUUGGAUAUCUUUUUAUACCCCUUUCCUGUUUUAUGCAGUUCAAUUACCUUUUCUCGCAGAUCCUUUGACAAUUCCUUUGCUGUUCCCCAUGACUCAGAAUCCAGAAACAUGCAUGAAAGAUGCAACGGUCUGUCGGAAGCCCAGAAACUCACUGACCUUUUAUACACACACACACAAAUUACAAACAAACAGGUCACAGGUGAGCAUGGGAACCUUGAUUAGCCAUUCAAACCUGUUUGUGUCAACUUUUGUGCAUGUUAUCAGGUCAAAGUCACUGAGGUAUGUAAACUUUUGAUCAGGGUCAUUUGGGUACUUUCUUUUGUCAUUUUGAUUUAAAAAGAGUAAACACAGCUGUUUGCCAAUAAAUAGCUUCACCCAACCAUUAACCAUGAGUAGAAGAAAGGUUUUUGUGUUAUCAUUCAUAUUCUCUGAACAAUGGCCAAGAAAUCAUAAAUUCUCCCAGGGUAUGUAAACUUAUGAGCACAAGUGUAUAUAACAGGCUUCCAUAGAAUAGCAGAAAGUCAGGGAAUCAGUUCUUGAAGAUGUCUGUAUACUGUACAGUACAUUUCUUUCAUAAGACCUCACUGUUCAAAAUUUGAGAACCUCAGUUUUAUAUUAUUUUGAUUUCAGGCCUAUAUUAUUUAGACAAUAUUUGUUAUUUGAUUACAUGAGACCAUUCUGAAUCAUUCACUCAUGUCCCUCAUGUGAAGUAUAAUGUUUAUCCAUAUAAAUACAAUAAAUAGUAAACAGGACGAUUCCGAACACUCAAAAAAAUGACCAUGUUUUGAAAUACCAGAACAAAACAAACCAGUCAAAAGAAAGGUAAACAAAAGCACAGACACUGCUGGAGGCUGUGGGGAGCACAGUUCUUCUCUGGACCAUCUACCAUCAGCACAGAAUGGCAGAAAACAAAGCGGACUCGUGCGUCCUCGACGAUGUUGUUGUCAGCGAGGAGGAGAUGGAGAGAGCUCUGUGUGUUCUGAGUGGAAGCGACGCGCAAAACUGCUCCUAUUCCCGGGGUUAUGUGAAGAGACAGGCCGUGUUUGCCUGCAACACUUGCACUCCCAGUGCAGCAGAGCCUGCUGGGAUUUGUCUGGCCUGUGCCAAUAAAUGCCACGACGGACACGAUAUUUUUGAACUGUAUACGAAAAGAAACUUUCGCUGUGACUGUGGAAAUAGCAAGUUUGGGGAUUUCCAGUGCCAGCUGACAACUGCCAAAGACGCCGAAAACGCCAGAAAUCACUACAGUCACAACUUCAGGGGCCUCUACUGCACGUGUGACCGGCCGUACCCAGACGUAGACGACCGGGAGGAUGACGAAAUGAUCCAGUGUGUCAUCUGUGAGGACUGGUUUCAUAGCAGGCACCUGGGCUGCCCUGUAGUGGAACCUGAGGAGCUGCAAGAGAUGGUGUGUGAGGCGUGCAUGAACAGGACUCCCUCCUUAUGGACAUACGCUGCUCACUUUGCAGUGCCACCAGUUAUCAGCGUCAGUCGUCCAGAGAAGGAGGUGGAGGUGGAGGAGGAGGAACAGGGUGAAACGGAAGAAGCCCAUGAGUGCAGUCAGAGUGCGGAUGAGGAACCGUCAACCAGUGAUGCAAAGCGGGAGGAAGUGGCGGACCGGAGUUCACCUUGUAAACGGACCCACGAGCAAAUGACGGGUGGCGCCGCCGGCGCCGCCGCCGCGAAGGCCGUGAGCAAGAGUGUGGCCUGCAGGCUAAAGGAGCUCCAGGUCCAGGGACUUAAGAGGCCAAGACAGGGAGCAGUGUUCUGGCCUUACAGCUGGCGCUCUGAGCUUUGCACCUGCACAAACUGCAAGAGGACGUACGUGGCCGCCGAGGUGCAGUUUCUUAUGGAUCAGUCCGACACCAUUCUGGCCUACGAGAAUAAAGGUUUGGAAGAGCCAUUUGGGCAGCACCCACUCGUGGCACUGAUGAGCUCCAUGGACCGCGUGCAGCAGCUGGAGAUCAUUUACGGUUUCAACGAGCUGACAACUUCAAUUUAUGCCCUCAUUGAUCAGUGUGCUGCUGAAGGAAAGACAAUCACAUAUGAAGCGGUCCAUCAGUUCUUCGAGGAACUGCGCGCCAGAAAAAGAAGCAGAAUGAAUGCUGGGUACCAGUAACGGGGAGGCCACGCUGCUGCCAUCAUAUGCAAGGUUCAUGUGGUGCUUACAAAUGAAUGUGCCAUAUGCAAGAUGACUCUUAGAACAGGGGGCUUUUUGCUGCAACUUCUUGAACUUGAAUAAUUAGCACAAAGGGAACUGGAAAAAAAAAAAAGAUACUUCUAGCUCUCUUUACUGGAGGGUAAGGAUUUUGAGUUUUGUUGCAGGUUUUUGAGGUCCAUGAACGGUGAUGCCUUAAACUUGUUUAUGAUGAAAAUGUGCAUCGAUAUAUCUUUAGGAACUAAAGCAAUGUUGUUUCUGCAAUAUGCUUUAAAUAGUCUUGCUAUGACACUGUUCAUUUUUGUGAACAUGUUCAGCCAUUUUGACUGGGAUAUUUACUGUAUGUGUAUAUAUACACCAGUGUGUGUGUUUACAUUGAAUGUUUUCCGACGGUUGACAGACUUGAUUGUAAAAACGAUGGGAGCUUAAUUUUGUGUGUUGUGAACUCAUAAUUCCUAAUAAAGUUACCACAUCUGCAGUGCACAAACUA